UUUUUCCAUGCUAUAUAUCCCCGAGCUAAUGUUGCAGUCUGAUAGUGAUACUUUUUUAUUUGACCUCAGAGAUGGAAAAGUAGACUUACACCCUGUUUUGUUGCUUAAGCAUGCUGAUGUAUGUUGUCUAAAAGAUUGUUGAUUUGAUUGGUCUUGGGUAGUUAUGGCCUAUUUAAGGGACGGAACAUACAUUAAACACAAAAGAAUUUUAAUAAUCAUUUUUAAGUAACUUUUUAUUCAUACAAGUUGACAUGUGGCGAGCUUAUGAUUCAUUAACUUCAUUUUUUUUUUUGGUAAAGGCUUCAUUAAAUUUAUUUUCUGCUAAUCUUUGGCUCUGAUAACCUUUGUUAACUUGAGAAAUGUGACCACAUUCUCACAUUACUGGCUUCCUAAUAAUGCUAGAAUUUGAGCACUACACUUUUAAGACCUCUUUAGUUUGUCCUCACAUCUUAACCUCUUACACUACAAUUUUUUUUCAUUAACUAAUAUACCACUUAAGGAAAUGGAGCUCCCUCAAAGGGAAAGUGGUUGCUUUUAAAAUUCUAAAGAAGAAAAGUGGGAUUGGAGUGCGAGAUUGUUUAUUGUUCUGGACACGCAUUAGCUAAGAAUUAUGUGAUAUCCAUUUCAAAGAAGUCAUUGUACUGAAUGAAUCUUAUGAUUGUAACACAUCACCACUUUAGGGUGUCCUAAUUGUAUAUAGAACACUUAUUUCUUCAUAUAUCUCAUGCCCCCUUUUACUUGCAACUUUGACCAGUUCGUUUUGACUUCUAGCUUUCUUUUUUCCCAAUUGAUACAUGACUUAUUGAGGGUAAUUUCAGAUAUAAUGGCCUAUGUUAUGUGAUUUGUGAUUGAAAAUAGUGUUGGUGUUUCAUGGUUGAUUUGUGAUCUUAGAAGUUCAUGGAGGGUCACAUAAACCUGGUGAGUGGUGACUAUUUAAUUUCCUCUUUAGACACUAGUGGAUAUUUUUUAUUGUAUCUUGUAAUCUUGCUUUCAGAGCAAAGAAGAUACAUGCUUAAACAAGAUUGGGUGACUAUUUAAUUUCCUCUUUAGUCACUAGUGGUAUGUUUUGGCCUGAAGAAGGGUGUUAGUGGUAUAUUGGAGCAAGAAGAAUACAUGUUUAAACAAGAUUGGGUAAGAGUGCACUGAAUAAGGGUGAACUUUUAUGGGACUUGAAAAUUAUUGUCCAUUUCUUUAUACCUCUAGUAGUCAAUUUAGAACCACUAAGAAUAUGAAUAUAAGUAUAUAACUGUAUUCCUUGCUAUAGAUAGAUAUCUAGUUGCUUGCUUUCUUGCAUGUAACAUUUGCAUCCUUCAUUCUUCCUGUGCAUGCAAGAGAUGAUGGUUCUAAUGUUUAAUGUGCUCAGUUUACUUAGUCAUGUGUCAGCCCUGGAUGCUUGCCCUAAAUGUGGCAGCAUUGAUGUCCCCUACCCACUUAGCACAGCUUAUGACUGUGGUGAUCCUAGGUACAGAAUUUAUUGCAACAAUGGCAAGCUAGAGUUCCUGUCAGCUGAAGGGCUUUACUAUGAGAUCCUCAGCAUUACUCCAAGCACUUAUAAGCUUGUUAUUAGUCCUCCACAAGUACCACAAAACAUGUGUUACUCUUCUGAUCUAAGCGUAGGAGGAUUAAGUCUUGAUGAUAACUUGCCUUUCAAUAUUUCCGGUCGUAACACUGUCAUGUUAUUGAACUGUUCUGAUUCAAUACUUUUGUCUCCAAUGAACUGCUCUUCAAACAGCGUUUGUAGGCUGUUUGAGGAAGUGAGGGAGGGAAGUGGCUGUAAAGGUACACUUUGUUGCCAUUACUUGAAAGAUGUAUCAAUGAACGCGCAUAGAAUUAGAGUAAGGGUUGGAGGCUGCACUGCUUAUACUUCUGUAGUAGACAUGAUGCCUGAAGAACCCAUUGAUUCGUGGAAUUAUGGCGUUGAGCUUCAGUGGAUUCCUCGUGCUUGAUUUUAAAUUUGGGGUGCUGAUUACUGCAGUUGUGAUGCAUACUGGUACUUGUUAACUUCUGGCAUUGAUCUAUAUGCAUUAGAAUCAGCCACUUAAAUUUUUCUGUGUGUUCAUCAUGGUUGUUCCCUUGUUUUUGCUUUUACUUCAAUCUCAAGAUAACUGUAUCAGGCUUGCCUGAGCUUGAGGUGGGGCAUGUGAAAUGUUCCUCAUGCCUUUGUUCCAAUUCUGUUGGUAUUGCUGCUUAUGUUCUUAGUUUCUUGGAAUAACUCACCCCACU
Messenger RNA from Tripterygium wilfordii, 2223 nucleotides. Its product is annotated as wall-associated receptor kinase-like 20. Bases 1326 to 1946 code for a protein of 206 amino acids. Lineage: Eukaryota; Viridiplantae; Streptophyta; Magnoliopsida; Celastrales; Celastraceae. The record is from RefSeq and is a predicted model, not a curated record. The transcript has a single exon. Gene Ontology annotation, molecular function: polysaccharide binding.